CGGUUCCACGUGUGGCUAUGCUGCGCGUUGUUUUUCAGCUGAUUGCCUGACACCCACACUCCCAUAUUGCAAUGAACUGGGCGUAUCGGCCGAGCACCGGAAUCCGACUUUAUUAACUUCAUAUGGUGUCGCUCGCCAACUCCGAUCAGCUAGAAGCGUCGUCGCACAGGUUCAGCAUCGAAAUACGACUUCGCGAAUCUCCUGGGCCUCCGGCGUCGGUUUUAACCUCGAUCUUUCUGAAAAAGGUCCGCGUCAUGAGUGGCGCAGGAGGUGGCGGCGGCGGAGGCGCGCCCCCAACGGGUCUGCGUCCUCCGAGCAAGCUGCGUCGUCCGACUACGCUGACCUCGGGCCCCGGGCCGGCGCCCCCGGGGUCUUCGGCCAGGCCCUCUCCGCUGGGUAGCGGAGGAUCCGGGGCCAGGACUCCGCUGUCGGCGGCCUCGUCCCUGUCGGCACUCAACGACAAGUCCGAAACGGGCGGCCCGUUCAACAAUGGCUCGGCGGAUGACUUCAUCAUCGGCGACCGGGUGUGGGUGAACGGCACCAAGCCGGGCUACAUCCAGUUCCUGGGCGAGACGCAGUUCUCGUCGGGCGACUGGGCGGGUGUCGUGCUCGACGAGCCCGUGGGCAAGAACGACGGCUCGGUCAACGGCGUCCGCUACUUCCAGUGUGAGCCGAGGAGGGGCGUCUUUGCGCGCCCUGAGCGGCUCUCCCGCUUCCCGGGGCCGGGCGCCAACGGCACCAACACCACGGCGACCCUGGUUGCCCCCGGAAAGACACAGGUGACCACGACGCGCGUGAGCUCUCCGACGGGCAGCACAAGGUCGUCGCCCCGGGCGGUGACGAUGCACACGUCGACCACCAUGACGGACUGCGGCCUGCGCGUGGGGGACCGGGUCAUUGUGAACGCCUCGUCGGGCAUGAAGGCCGGCACCCUGCGCUUCAUGGGCCCCACCGAGUUCGCCACGGGCCAGUGGGCGGGUGUGGAGCUGGACGAGCCCGUGGGCAAGAACGAUGGCUCAGUCGCCGGCAAAAAGUACUUCCGGUGCCCGGCGCGGCACGGCCUGUUUGCGCCGCUGCACAAGGUGGCCCGCGAGGGCGGCCACACGUCGACGACGACGACCACCACGACGCGCACGACCCGCAUCACGUCGCAGCCGAGGCGUGCAGGUAGCCAAGAGUCCCUCCACAGCUCCCUGAGCUCGGCCUCCGCCAGAGCCGGGGUAAGGCUGGGAGUCGCUGCACUAACCUCCCCCGCCAAGAAGUCUACUAGACCGCUUGCUUCAGCCAUGGUAGCGUCGCAAAACUCUUUGCAGGUGGCUCUGAAGGAAAAAGAAGAGCACAUUGAGCAGCUUCUCAAGGAGCACGACCUUGAGAGGGCGGAGGUCGCCAGGGCUGCCGUCCAGGUCGAAGAGGUCGAGCAGAAGAUGGCGGCGCUGCGGGCAGAGCACCAGCGCUACGUCGAAGAGACAGAGCAGAGGGCUGCGUCUCUCCAUCAACUUUUGGAGGAGCACGAGCAGGAGCGAGCACAGCUCACGGCACUCAACUCUGACCUCCAAAGGAAGUUGGAAGACUUGCAGUUCCGAAUAGAGGAGCAAGAAAUCCUGCACUCCGACAACGAUACCGCAGCAAAGGCGGAAUGCCAGAAGAUAUCUGACCUCGAGCGCCAAGUCCGGGAGUACAGGGAAAAGCUGGAGGCUGCCAAGUCUGAGUCGGACCAGGACCACAGUACGGGGGAGCUGAUUGCCCAGUACAAGGAUGAAACGCAAAAGCUCAAGGAUGCGCUUGCAAGCUCCCAAGCCAGGGUCGCUGCUCUCGAAGCCAAGCAGGCCGAGGACCAGGGCACGGUGUCCAAGCUGCGAGAGGAGCUGCUCGCCCGGGACGAGACUCUGCUCCGCCUGGAGGCGUCGCUGGAGCAGCGAGCCAAGGAGCUGCUCGUGCUCCGGGACAGGGCCUUUGAGCUGGAGGAGGGCAUGGCGGCUGCCAAGGCGAGAGAAGAGUCGCAGCAACAGGCUGUCGAAGACCUGAAUGCCAGGCUGGCCCAGGUGCAGACAGACUACGACUUCUUGAGCGAGGAGUCUCGAAUCAUCAAGAGCGAAGCGGCAGACCAGCAGCGCCAGCUGACUUCGGCGGAGGAGCAGUGUGCCCAGCUUCAGGGCCAGAAGCGAGGCCUUGAAGAAGAGCUGGCGACCCUGAGGCUUACUGCCAGUGGGGGUUCGCAGCAGGUGGCCCAGCUCAAUGCCCACCUCCAGGAGAGGGAAAGGCAGGUGGAGUCCCUGGAGUCCCAGGUGCGCACGCUGUCCCAGGAGUGCGAGAGGGCCAGGCAGGAAGCGGCACAUGAGGCGGAGCGACUGCAGGCCGCGGCGGAGCGUGCCACUUCCGACCACGGCCGGCAGGUGGCGGCGCUCGAGCAGAGGCUCGCGGACCUGGAGUCUAAGCUGGAGGAGCGCAUGUCACGCUGCCGCACCCUGGAGCAGACUGCGAGCGACCUCAGGGGGGAACUGGAGCAGCAAGGGGGAGCACUCGCCGACAAGCUGGCAGCCGCCGAGAGGCGCGCCGAACAGCUGGCCGCCCAGCUUCAGCAGGCGAAGGAGGAGGCCCUGGAAGAGCGGCGCCUGCGGGAGCGGGACCGGGACGACCUCUCGGCGCAGACCUCGGACCGGGAGUCGCAGCUGGCCUCGGCCCAGGGGGAGCUGGAGCGGUUGAGGGCAGAGUUCUCGGCCCAUCGGGAGGACCUUGCCAGGCAGCUCAGGGAGAACCAGGAGGAGACCUUGGCCGUCAACCGGAUGCACGACCAGAUGAAGAACCAGCUGGGGAUGGUGGACGACCUGCGACGACUCCUGGCCGAGGCCGAGGGCGCAAAGAGCGACCUGUCCGCGCGUGUCUCCCAGCUCCAAGCCGAGUUGGCAUCUGCGACCGCCCAGGCCAUCGAUCGAAAGGCUGACAGCAACAACGAAGCGGAAGUGAAAGCUCUCAAGGCUCGGAUAGAGGAGCUGCAAAACAGGCAACGGCAACUGGGCAGCACGGAGGAGGAGCUCAGGGCGGAACUGGAGCGGACCCGGGGGAGGGCCGAGGAGGACAAGCGCAAGCUCGGCCUGCUCGCCAAGGAGAUGGAGCAGCUGGAGCGAGAGCUGGAGCGCAGUCGGCUCGGGCGGAGCGUGGUGGAGUCCCUGGAGGCGGACAAGCGCCAGCUGGAGUCGAAGCUCGCCGAGCUCAGGGCCUCGGCGCCAGUCAGUGCCAACGGGAAGUCUGCCCUGGCCAGCUCCCUGGGAGGCAGCAGCGGCGGCGAUGGAGACCACGAGGCCGUCAAAGAGGAGAGGGACAGCCUCCAAAUGCAGGUGGAGUUCCUGAACUCGAUCAUCGUCGACAUGCAACGCAAGAACGAUGAGCUGAAGUCGCAAGUGGAGAUCCUCAAGGCAGGGCCUACGUUGGACGACGUCGACAUAAACCUCAACGGCAUCAAGGGCAUGUCGGCGCCGCGCCUCUUCUGCGACAUCUGCGACCGCUUCGACGUGCACGACACGGCCGACUGUCCCGUCCAGUGCAGCAUCGAGGAGGAGAUGUCGUCGCACAGCCACCACAGCGUGGCCCGCCACUCGAGCCGACCGUACUGCAACGUCUGCGAGGUGUUUGGACACACGAGCGCCGAGUGCGACCCCAGCGAGACGUUCUGAAGAAGACGCGUCACCCCACGAGGCCAUCUGCCCGGUGGCAGGGCCUCGUCACCGACCGAGCGAAACUGCAACCUCUCCACGUUUCGUUUUCACGAAGCGAGGCACGUCAAAACAGCGAAGAGGGACGUUCGCCCCUUGAUCAAGUUCUGCAGAGACGAACUACUCGUUCCACCCCGACCGUACAACGAAAUUUGAUCAUCGCAUUAGCGAAGGUGCGCGACGGACCUCCGCCAAAGACCGUUGCGAAGUGUCCGGAUUAUUUUUUUUAAUCCGUCCUCGUGGGUUUGGCGCACAGGCGCUCGCCCUUCUCGCGACAGCGGGAAAGAAGGUUGUUGACAUCGAAUUAGAAACGAUAUCCGAGCGGUGUUGUUCAAGUACCGGAGAUAUUUAUUGCAGUUGGCUGCUUUGGCGCAAGAGUAGAAUGAGUUGCCGCGGUUCCAGAUCGAGCCGACAUAAUGAAGUGGUGCUUGCUUCGAAGCAGCUUCCGGCCCUUGUGAGAGGAUCCAGAACACUCUUGCAGCGACAGCUUCCAGUGCCUUUCUCGUUCUUGUUGCACAAAUCGUGUUUCGCGUUCCGGGGUUACCCGUUGUUAGCCGCUCUGUUUCUUUUAGCCGUCAUAUGUAUACUCAAUAUCGGGCUGCUUAGGCUGUUAAUCGAUUUUUGGCUCUAUUGCCAUACUCUUCGCUUUGGAACAGCACUUGGCGUCUGUUCCCGGGUCUCGCAGUUACUCGAUAAUAUAAAAUUAUUUGGCCACUGCGUUGCGCACUUGCACGUAGCAUGUUUUAGAGCGACAUAUUUGUUAUUUAUAGUACAACAUCUUCAAAAAAUUUAAGAUUGCAAUGCACAAGUAACACGCACAAAUUGUGUCAUUUUUGUUUUUUAUCGGUGGCAUCGAUUAUUGCAUUUAUGUUGGAACUGUUCCUCAUUAUUAGUAUUCCAAUUAUAAACUAUGGCUUGUGUUCACAUACGAAAAUCGAAACAGUUGUGGCACGAAUUUCUGAUGAUAUUUCGCUGUUGGAGCGAUACUGCACCAAAUUUUUCGUGGUUUUAGACUUAUUCUUUUAGCACUUCAUAAGUUGUAUUUGUUUACAGAUUACGACAAAUCAUAUCAGGAGUUUGGUAAAUACUGUAAUUUAUUUGGGAUUUUCGAGUGUAAAAUAAAGGUGUACCUUUGAUAUUGCA
Molecule: messenger RNA, 4853 nt
Organism: Ixodes scapularis (black-legged tick)
Lineage: Eukaryota; Metazoa; Arthropoda; Arachnida; Ixodida; Ixodidae
Product: CAP-Gly domain-containing linker protein 1
Exons: 25
Coding region: 123-3671 (1182 amino acids)
Biological process (GO): cytoplasmic microtubule organization
Cellular component (GO): microtubule plus-end; nucleus; cytoplasm
Molecular function (GO): microtubule plus-end binding
Source: RefSeq, a predicted model, not a curated record